This is a messenger RNA of Schistocerca piceifrons (Central American locust), 7725 nucleotides long. It is a transcript of the gene Sbf, whose product is annotated as myotubularin-related protein 13. The record is from RefSeq and is a predicted model, not a curated record. NCBI's taxonomy places the organism in Eukaryota, Metazoa, Arthropoda, Insecta, Orthoptera, Acrididae. The transcript is spliced from 37 exons. The coding region runs from base 382 to 6573 and encodes 2063 amino acids.
GGCAUUUACAUAAAGAAAUUUUGCAUAAUGUGUAUAAAAAUGUAUGCAGAGAGGGCGUAGGCUUCAGGAAAGUUGAUUACUUUCUUGCGAGUAGUCGAUGCGUCGAUGUGUUUCGCUUUUUUUGUGACUGUAAUAUGGUGCCGUCAGUAGUACAAGAAACAAGAGUGUUGUAUCAACAUUUAAAGUAAAUGAGUAGUUAUACAAGCGUUGGAUCAGACUUUUAAACCUGCGCUAUCAAUCUGAUUCUGAUUAGGAAUGCUGUGGUGUCUGCUGUUAGACGGAGGUAUUGGUUACCUGUUUGGUUGGCUAGGAAAAUGGCAGCCGUAUGUGUAUAAAUGAAGUGGAGUCGAUGAGACGGGACUACGGAUAUUGUUUCUUGCGAUGUCCCGGCUGGCUGAUUAUUUCGUAAUAGUUGGAUACGAUCACGAAAAAGAAAGAAGUGGAAUAAGUAGUGGUAUUAUUCUCCAGAGGUUUCCAGAGAAAGACUGGAGUGAUACACCAUUUAUUGAAGGCAUAGAAUGGUUUUGCCAGCCUCAGGGAUGGGCCUUGUCAACAGAGAGACAGGAACCAAAGUUCUUUGUUUCUGUACUUACAGACAUAGAUGCAAAUCGACAUUAUUGCGCUUGCCUUUGUUUCAACGAGACUGUUGCUAUUACUCCAAGCAAACCUGUAGACGAGGAAGAAGACACUGUGGAAGGGGAGAACGCCCAUCCAAGGGCCCUGACUGGCAGUCUGACACGCAGUAUACCGACUAUCACACACCAUAGCAUAAUGUAUGCCCCAAAAUGUUUGGUACUCGUGUCACGAUUGGACUACAUAGAAACUUUCAGAAGCUGCUUGGGAAUUAUUUACACUGUGUAUGUGGAGAACAUUGCAGUUCCUUUGGAGACCUUGGUGGGCAAUAUUUUAGGAUGCAUUCAAGUUCCACCCCCAGGAGGCCCACAAGUUCGAUUCAGCAUCGGAGCUGGUGAUCGCCAGGCUUUGCAACCUCCAAUCAGUCCUUCACUGCCUGUUACACACACAUCUGUUAAUUUGCUUUUUCAGCAACUGGGUAUCCGAAAUGUGCUUGUACUGUUCUGUGCUAUUAUGACUGAGCAUAAAAUACUGUUCCACUCGAAAAGUUACACUCGACUAACAGAAGCAUGCAGAGCAUUGACAGCACUGAUGUACCCAUUUCGCUACACCCACGUCUACAUUCCAUUGCUCCCAGCAGCACUCAUUGAAGUGCUGUCAACACCAACACCAUUUGUGAUGGGUGUACAUUCAUCGUUACGUAGUGAAGUAAUAGAGCUGAUGGAUGUGAUUGUGGCAGAUUUAGAUGGAGGCUCUAUUUUGGUACCUGAUGGUGUUUCAUUGCCAUUGUUACCAGAGCCACUACUGAGCCAGACAACUGAAGCGCUGGGACUCAUUUUGCAGCCAGAACUAUCAGCAGCUGACCUUGCUUUCCCACCACCCUCCCCCCGUACUCCUGCCCCUCCAGCAUUGCUUGACAAACAACUCCGUGCCGUGUUCAUGCGUACUUUCGCGGCCUUACUACAAGGUUAUCGUAGCUGCCUCACCAUCAUACGCAUUCAUCCAAAACCUGUUAUAACAUUCCAUAAGGCAGCUUUUUUAGGAGAAAGAUGUUUGAUGGAUUGUGAUUUCACAACUCGUGUGUUGGACUGCAUGUUCUUCACUGGAUUUGUGGCUGAACGUGGUCCACCUUGGAGGCCUUGCGAUGUGUGGGAUGAACUGUACAGCAGUCUUAGUGAAUUAUUUCGCCUGGAGGCUCAGGAUCAACGCCUAUUAAUUGCCCAUAUUCAGGAUUUAGCUCAGCAGCUAUUCAAUAAUGAAAACCCAAAUCCACAGCCAUAUGUGCAGAAGAUUCUUAAACCACCAGAAGGAGCUUUUGCCAGAAUUCAUCAACCGCCAUUGCCUGCCAUUGAUGCUUCUCAAGUUCAGGCAAUAAUUGAGGAGGGUCUUGCAAAGAACAACUUGAAGGCCAGCCAUGGAAGUGGGGCAGAUUUGUCAUGGUUAUCUUCCUUGAGGCCAGUACAGCCACGAAUUGUUCCAAUGGGGCCGCACAUAUCAAACAUCCAUGAUGCACGUCACAUUGUUGGUAACUCUGCAAGGAGACUGGAGGUUUUGCGCAACUGUAUAAACUGCAUAUUUGAGAACAAGAUAUCUGAUGCCCGUAAGACAUUCCCAGCUGUUUUGAGGGCACUAAAAUCCAAAGCUGCUCGUUUGGCAUUAUGCACUGAAUUGGCCCAACAUGUGAUGGGAAAUAAAGCAAUGCUUGAGCAUCAGCAAUUUGAUUUAGUUGUUCGCCUGAUGAAUUGUGCAUUGCAGGAUGACUCAGCAAUGGAUGAACAUGGAGUGGCAGCUGCACUCUUGCCUUUAGCUACAGCAUUCUGCCGAAAAUUGUGCACAGGAGUUAUCCAGUUCGCAUACACAUGUAUUCAGGAACAUGCGGUCUGGCAGAAUCAACAGUUUUGGGAGGCAGCAUUUUAUCAAGACGUUCAAAAGGAUAUUAAAGCUCUGUAUUUACCCCGCAUUGAAACAAGUCCACAGUCACGAUUAAGUUGUGAUGGUGUUCUGAGUCCUAUCAGCCCUCGGGAGAAUAAAGAAUUCUCAUGGAAGGACCGUAGAUCAGGAUUCAGUCGUGUUCAAGAGCCAUCUGCCCUGGAGAUUGCUGCGGAGCAAAUGAGAAUUUGGCCAACUCUGGAAACAGACAAGCAGGCUGAGUUAGUUAACAGUGAAGAAUCAACAUUGUAUAGUCAAGCCAUACAUUACGCAAAUCGAAUGGUGUACUUGUUGGUGCCAGUUGAUAGCAGUUGUCGGAACCACAAGCAGGACUCAGCAUAUGAUGAAGAGAGAGCAAGCAAUAGCAUAACAAACAGUGUGGCUGAAAGUGACAGUGCAGAUGCUGAGUCUGGUUUUGAAGAACAAGAUCCUGGUGAAAUGGGAUCAGCUGUGAUCCGUUUGGUGUCACGAUUUGUAGAUAAAGUGUGCACUGAAGGUGGUGUUAGUGCAGAACACAUCCGUAGCCUCCAUCAGAUGGUACCAGGUGUUGUUCACAUGCACAUAGAAACUCUAGAAGCUGUGCAUCGGGAAUCAAAGAGACUGCCACCUAUUCAGAAGCCCAAGAUCUUGACACCAAGCAUGCUACCUGGUGAAGAACCUGUAAUAGAUGGAAUCAGAGUGUACUUGCUACCUGAUGGUAGGGAAGAAGGAACAGGUGGGGCACUUGGUGGACCACCACUGCUGCCAGCAGAGGGUGCCAUAUUCCUAACAAACUAUCGCAUUAUAUUUAAAGGAAUCCCUUGUGAUCCAUUUGCUUGUGAGCAGAUCGUCACAAGGUCUUUCCCUGUGACUUCUUUGACAAAAGAGAAGCGUAUAACUGUUCAGUAUUUAGCACAUCUGGAUCAGUGGUUACAAGAAGGGCUGCAACUUAGAUCAUGUACUUUCCAGCUUGUCAAGGUUGCAUUUGAUGAGGAAGUGACACCUGAAAAUAUUGAAGCUUUUCGGAAGAUGGUGCAUAGGCUUCGUCACCCAGCUCACAUACUGCAUCAUUUUGCAUUUACUGGCCAAGUUGUUCCUCAAACACCAUUGCAUAAAGGAAAAGAGAAAAAUGCCACUCUGAAGGGUUUUGCAAAGAAAACAUUAUUGAAAACGGCGAGGAAAGCUGGAUUCAAGCCAAAGGCUUCAUCAAAACGGCAGAAAUAUGUAUUCCCUAACAUAAGUAAUAGUAGCAAAUACCUUACAUCACCUGGUCGUAUGAGUCUUCCAAUAACAGAUGCAGCUGACUUCGGUCAAGAUGAUGAUAUUUCAGUUACAGAUGAUUUUGAGGUUCCUGGACCAGGACUGGUUCCUCCAGCACCUACUGAUGCAAAAACACUUGAGCGACUGUCAGAAAGGAGUUAUGUAAGAGACUGGUAUAGACUUGGGCUUUGUAGCAGUACCACAGCAAAUAACAAUUCCAGGCAGAGCAGUGAACCUUUCAGAAUAAGCACAGUUAACAGCAGAUACACCAUGUGCAGAAGUUAUCCAGCACUUCUUGUGAUGCCAUCUGUUGUGUCAGAUGAUAGUAUCAGACGUUUCUGUCGUUGCUACCGAAGCAACAGACUGCCUUGUAUAACAUGGCGACAUCCUCGUACUAAGGCAUUGCUGCUUCGUGGCUCUAGUUACCAUGGAAAGGGUGUCAUGGGAAUGCUUAAAGGACAUCCCUCUUCAACAACAUCAUCCACAUCAGAAACAACUACAUCAUCUGUGGAACAUGAACGUUACAUAUCAGUUCUGGUGUCUGCUACCCCAAUAUCUGCCUUGCGUCAAGGUUCGGCAUGGGGCAUGUCGGACAGCAGCCUGAGUAUUGACUCUCUGCUUCUGGCUGCAGAAGAUCACCAUGGUGUAGGAGGAACACUUACACCAGAAGUGGCACGCCGUGGUGGACCAUUCAACAAAGCUGUUGGUACUCUUAGUGUCUUCCCCCGCUCAAGUGGUGGGAAAGGUCCAAAGAGUUUUGGACGCUGGGGUUCAUUGAAAGAUAGGAGGCACAGUUCCCAAGGUUCCCUGACAACGCUAUCUGUUGCUCACCAUCGUAGCAACCAAAGGCAUUCUGCAGAUUCUGAUUCUGGAACAGAGUGUGUGCACACUUUCCAGCGUGCAGUGUUGUAUAUAUUGGGUGAAAAGGCGCAAAUGAAGGGCACAAAAGCAGAAUCUGCUCCAAAAACAGACUUCAUACCUGUUGAAUAUUUUGAUGUUAGACAUACAAAAACUGCAUUCAAGAAGCUGAUGAGAGCAUGCAUUCCAAGCUCACCCAGUGCUGAACCAGAACAGACUUUCUACAAACUUAUAGAAUCUUCAGAAUGGUUGCUGCAGUUGCAGAAUAUAAUGCAGUUAGCUGGUGCUGUUGUUGAUCUCUUGGAUGUGCAGGGGUCAUCUGUUAUGAUUUGUUUGGAGGAUGGUUCAGACAUCACAGCUCAGGUAUCAUCAGUUGCUCAACUUUGCCUUGAUCCACAUUAUCGAACAAUAGAGGGCUUCAGAGUUCUUGUUGAGAAAGAAUGGCUUGCUUUUGGACACAGGUUCUGCCAUAGAAGCAACUUGUUAGCUAGUUCACAAGCUGGCGGAUUUGCACCCACAUUUUUGCAGUUCCUUGAUGUAGUGCACCAAAUACAGAAACAAUUUCCACUGGCCUUUGAAUUCAAUGAUUACUACCUGAGAUUUCUUGCAUACCACUCAGUUUCUUGUCGCUUUAGGACUUUCCUACUGGACUGUGAGUUAGAUCGUGUGGAAUGUGGUAUUGCAGCUGUUGAAGAUAAAAGGGGAUCACUUGCCUCUCACCAUAAAAGUGUUGAUACUGGUUCUGAUGAUGAGGGAAUUUAUCCAGGUGGACGGUUGGCAGGAAAUAACUCGGGUCCAAACUUGGGCCAGUCAAUAUUUGAUUACAUCGAGAAACAGCAUACAAGAUCACCUUUGUUCUAUAACUUUCUGUAUACACCAGAUUUGGAGCAUCCUGUUCUGCGGCCCCAAUCCUUCUUGCCAUGUCUAGAAGUAUGGCAAUAUUAUCUUGGAGAACAGCUUUCUCAUGGUCCAAGCUAUGAUUUGGAGGUUAUUCAGCUUGACUCUCAGCAAGAGGAGGAGGCUGAAGCUGCUGACGGAAUUAUCAACAAAUCAGCUCGUAAAGUUGUCACUAUGGGGUAUGAAGAUGUAGAAGUAAGUGUUCCAGAUGCAUUUUCUCAUUUGUUGGAGGAGAUACACAGGUUAGAAACAGAGCUUGGCCACUUACCACAGAAAUGGAGGGUUUUGUGGGAUAAACUUGAAUUACCAACAACUGACUCCCUCACGAGACAUGCAUCCUUCAGUACACAAUUGGUUCGUUACCAUGGCCGGUUACUACAUAAGCGUUCAACUCUAGAAAUACUUAUGCGUGGAAAGAUGGUGGGUGCCUCAGAGGCUGCACACGUUUAUUCUCAUCCGCACAGAUUUGAGCGGUACAACUAUACAACACCCACAUAUUGUGAUAUGUGCACAAAUGUUCUUUGGGGGCCUGUGAAGACAGGUAUGCGUUGUGUGGAUUGUGGAUAUAGCUGCCAUGAGAAGUGUGUUGAAAGUGUUCCUAAGAAUUGCACAAAGUACAAAGCUGUUGCGGAUGGUACAUUAACGUCGCAAACCUUAAGCAGGACUGGUGGAGACAGUGGUUCCGGGAGCUCAAGUGUAACCACUAUUCAGACAUCAAGUCAGCAGUACUACGAGCAGUUCUCCUCCAAUGUAGCAGAAAAUCGAACACAUGAGGGAUACUUGUAUAAACGUGGUGCUCUGUUAAAAGGAUGGAAACAGCGUUGGUUUGUUUUAGAUUCAAUUAAGCACCAACUGCGUUAUUAUGAUGCUAUGGAGGAUUCACACUGCAAGGGUUAUAUUGACUUGGCAGAAGUUGUCUCAGUAACACCUGCAGCUCCUACUCCUGGUCCGCCCAAGAAGACUGAUGACAAAUCAUUUUUUGAUUUGAGAACCAACCGAAGGACAUACAAUUUUUGUGCAAGUGAUGCAGCUACAGCACAAGAAUGGAUUGAAAAAAUUCAGGCCUGCCUUCAGUGAAACUCGAGCAAAUCUCACUAAACUUAACAUUUGCUGUGAUUUAAAUUGAUAUUACUGUUGUUCUGUUUUGCUUUUCUCAGAGCUUACGUUCUCGUGUGAGCUUACUUGUGCUCAUUUUUGUAUAUUUGAUGUAUUAUACUGUGAAUAAUGGCAUAAUUUUUCAGAAAACUUCAUAAAAUCCUAAAGAUAAUUGCAUACUGUUUAUUGUUAGAAUUAUGUUCAGCACUGAAAUACAGUUUUCUGCCGAUAAUUAGGAUGAACAAACUUUGUGUAGUGCACAAUAUGUGUAACAGCUCUAAAUGCAUGCAGAAACAAUAUGCAAGUAAUGUAUAACAUUGUGUUGUGACAUUGUGAUUUUAUUUGUUUUGCGAAAGCAAAAAGUUAGUUGCUAAAUGUGUGUGUAUAUCUUGAACCAGUUGUAGCUGCUUUUGACAAAAAAAAUAGUGGGGGACCAUAAAUGAAGAAUUCUGUUUGUCAGAUUUUAGAUUUUUUUAAAGUAUUUGUACAUACAAAGUAUGUUUUGUGAUAGCUUGAAAUCCAGCAGGAAUGCUUAUUAGAAUUUUAAAAUAAGAAAAUAAUGUUUAUUGAUAGUUGAAGCAAAAUUGUUUAUUUUACAGAGUAUGCAGUUGUGAAGAGUGAAUUUACAGUUGUGUUUCUUACAUUUAAGUAGCAUUGUAUAGGAAAGAAGUUGAAUUCAACUGCCAAAAGUGUGUGUGUGUGUGUGUGUGUGUGUGUGUGUGUGUGUGUCCAUGCGCAUAUCAGAUAUCUGUGAAAUAAAUGCUGCAUGUCUACCGGCAGUGGAUAGCAAUGUCGUGAUUAUUGUACUGUAGAUAACUGUGCACAAAGUAUAGUUUUUAUCUGAAACUAAUUCCUGUAAACAAUCAGUGGCAGUUUAGGAAAGGUCUAGUGAAUGCCACAUAGAGACCCUCAGUAGACUCUAGAGUUUACAGUGAAUAUGACUAAAGUGUUGUGUGUGACUCCUUGUGAGUUAUUGAAUGCUUCCUCUUUUGCUCUGAAGAGCAUUUUAAAAAAAAGACUGCCUUUACUCAGCAGUGGUGGAGAUUGUUAAAAAUUAUAUUAGCUCUGCUAGUAUUAGGUAUCUGGAUCAGUCAGUGCUCUUUUCAUCUAUUUUCUUUGAUAUGUUUAGAGAUG